Molecule: messenger RNA, 2580 nt
Organism: Lodderomyces jiufengensis
Lineage: Eukaryota; Fungi; Ascomycota; Pichiomycetes; Serinales; Debaryomycetaceae
Gene: NPR1
Product: serine/threonine protein kinase
Exons: 1
Coding region: 1-2580 (859 amino acids)
Biological process (GO): protein phosphorylation; intracellular signal transduction
Molecular function (GO): protein serine/threonine kinase activity; ATP binding
Source: RefSeq, a predicted model, not a curated record
AUGUCAUCAACUACUGAUACAAGACAUCAACUGAAUUUAUCUUCGCAAUCUCAACAACAACAACCAAUUUCAUCAUUAACAAAACUUCUAAAUGAAUCAUCAACUUCUAUUUCAAAGAUUAAUAAUAAUAAUAGUAAUACAAAUAAUAAUACUAUGAAUAAUAAUAAUAACAAUGUCAAAUCACAAAAUUCAAAUCUAACUACAAAUUCACAUUCAAAUUCAAAUUCUAAUUCUAAUUCAAAUUCAACUAUUAUAAAUUCUCAAACUACUACUCCUAUAAUAUCAAAUAAUGAAGAUGAUUCAACAGAUUUAGGUGAUCAUCCAAUACCGAAUAAAUUAGAAAAGCCAAGAAUAAAUACUAAUAUAGAUUUAAAUAAUGGGAAUGAUGAUGAUAAUGGUCCACAAAUUAUUAAUGGAUUUGAUCCUUCACCAAAUACUAAAAUUUCAACUUUUACUCCUGCAUCACCUUUUACAAGACAAUCUUCAAAUUCAUUUAUAAAUAAUCAAUUGUUUCAAAAUUCAAAUAGAGUUGCAUCAAGUCCAAGAUAUUUAAGAAAUAAUUCAAUAAGUCAUUCAUCUUUUUCAAUAAAUAAUGGAGAAAGUUUAUCAACUUCUAUACCAUAUUGUGCACCAGGUGGUAGAAAUAAUUCUAUAGUAAACACAUCAAAUGGUAAUGGUAAUGGAAUAUCAUCAUCAUCAUCAUUAUCAAAAGAAAUGAAUUUUUUACCAACAAAUUCAAAUGAUUCACAUAUUCCAAAUUUGCCUAAUGGUCAAUUUAUAAGUUCUAUUCAUAUACAAUCACCACAAGUUAAUUCAACAAAUAUUGAUUCAAGAUUUGUUAUAUCAAAACAAAGAGUUGCUCAAGCUCAAGCUGCUCAAUUAAGUAAUUCACAAAGAUCAGGUUCACAAUCUGGUUUAUCAUAUUUUUUUUCUUCAAAAAAUAAACCAAAUAAAAAAGAUUCUUCAACUGAUUUAGGUUCAUUUUAUAAUAAUUCAUUUCAAGAUAAUAAUGAAAUUUCAGGGUCUCCUUCAAGUUUUUCAUCAUCAGAUUCUGUUAUAUCAAAUGCUACAUAUAAUGGAGGUGGAAGUUCAAAUCAUAGUAAUAAUAAUGGUAAUGCAAAUGCUCCAUCAAGACAUAAUUCAAUGUCAAAUUUAAAAAGAUUUUUUAAAAAAUCAACACCAACAAGUAAUUCACCAGCAACUUCAAAUUUAUCAUCAUCUUUGAGAUCUACAAAUGGAAAUAUGUCAAAUGCAAUGAGUAUUCCACCACCUUCUCCAACAACAAAUGGAUCUAUAAAUUUUUCAUCUUCAUAUUCAAAUUCACCUGGUUCAUCAAUAACAGUUACUCGUUCAUCAACAUUACAAAAUAAAAUCAAUUAUCAAGAAAGAAGAGGUUCAGUAUCACUGGUUAUAAGUACAAAUAAUCAACAAUUACCAUUUUCAAAAAGGUAUGGUAAAUAUAGUGAAAGUUUAGGAGCAGGUGCAGGAGGAGCAGUCAAAUUAGUUAAUAGAUUAUCAGAUAAUAAGACAUUUGCAGUAAAAGAAUUCAGAACAAAAUAUCAAACUGAAAGUAAAAGAGAUUAUGCUAAAAAAAUAACAGGAGAAUAUUGUAUUGGUUCAACUUUAAAACAUCCAAAUAUUAUAGAAACUGUUGAAAUAUGUUAUGAUAAUGAUCGUAUAUUACAAGUUAUGGAAUAUUGUGAUUAUGAUUUAUUUGCAAUUGUAAUGUCCAAUAAAAUGUCAAGAGAAGAAAUAAAUUGUUGUUUUAAACAAAUUUUAUCAGGUGUUCAUUAUUUACAUUCAAUGGGUUUAGCUCAUAGAGAUUUAAAAUUAGAUAAUUGUGUUAUUGAUAAAAGAGGAAUUGUUAAAAUUAUAGAUUUUGGUUCAGCAGUUGUAUUUUCUUAUCCUUUUAGUAAAACAUUAAUUGAAUCUCAAGGAAUAGUUGGUUCAGAUCCAUAUUUAGCACCAGAAGUUUGUGUAUUUAAUAAAUAUGAUCCAAGACCAGUUGAUGUUUGGUCAGCUGCUAUAAUAUUUUGUUGUAUGAUGCUUAAAAAAUUUCCUUGGAAAGUUCCUAAAUUAUCUGAUUCAAGUUUUAAAUUAUUUGCUUCAAGAGGUGAAUUUAUUCCUAUUUCAGAAAUGUUGAAGAAAACACCACAAGAUUUUGAAAAUUCAACAAGUAAUGGUUCAUCAAGUGGUUUAAGUAAUUUAGAUGAUAUAAGUGAAGCUUUGGAAGAAGAUAUUACAGCUAAAAAACCAACAACAACCACCACCAAAAACACCAAUGAAAAAGAUGCAAAAGAUCAUACUUCAAGUGAGACAGGAGUAAACAGAUUAUUAUUAGCAUUACCAGAAGACUGUAGAAAAUUAAUUGGUCGUAUGGUUGAAUUAGCACCAGCAUGUAGAAUAACAAUUGAUGAAGUAUUGGAAGAUUCUUGGUUAAAAUCAGUUUGUAUGUGUACAGUUGAAGAAACUAGUGAAAAUAGUGGUGUUUUUGAAGUUAUUAAAUGUGAAGAUCAUGAACAUACUCAAGUUGAUCAAUCAAAAGCUCAUAUUGCAGCAUUUGAAAAGAAAAAGAAAUAG